GCAAAAAUUUCAACCAAUUUUCUUCUUCGAACACAGACGCGCACACAGAGAAGAGAAGGAGCUCUCAGGUGCUUUCUUCGCAAACCCAUUUCUGAAACUUGAAGCAACUACAAUGUUCUACAGAGGUAAAUAUGCGGACGGUGGGGAUGGGCGUGAAAUGGGUGCAAAGCGUCAGCGGGUAGUUGAACAGGGCUCUUCAUUUUAUGGGACUUCCCCUGGUCCAAGUUUUAUGUACAACCCAACUCCUUUUGCUUAUGUAGGACAACCUCCACCUUUCCCAGUAGUCAAACUUCGUGGUCUUCCAUUUGAUUGUACAGAAGUUCAUGUGGCUGAGUUCUUCCAUGGUCUGGACAUAGUUGAUGUUCUGUUUGUCCACAAGAAUGGAAAGUUCUCAGGAGAAGCUUUUUGUGUUUUUGGGUAUCCUCUUCAAGUUGACUUUGCACUUCAAAGGAAUAGGCAGAACAUGGGCAGGAGAUAUGUUGAAGUGUUCAGAAGUAAGAGGCAGGAAUAUUACAAGGCAAUUGCUAGUGAAGUUUUAGAUUCUCGUGGUGGUGGCUCCCCUCGCCGGAGCAUCCCAAGGUCUAAAUCUUAUGAUGAAGGGAAGGAUACCGCCGAACAUACAGGGAUAUUAAGGCUGAGGGGAUUGCCAUUUUCUGCUGUCAAGGAUGAUAUUAUUGAGUUUUUUAAGGAUUUUAUGUUGAUAGAAGACUCGAUUCAUUUCACCUUGAAUUCAGAAGGGAGGCCUACUGGGGAAGCAUUUGUGGAGUUUGCAACAGCUGAAGAUUCUAAAGCAGCAAUGGCGAAGGAUAGGAUGACUCUUGGUAGUCGAUAUAUUGAAUUGUUUCCUUCAUCACAUGAGGAGUUGGACGAAGCUCCUUUAAGAAGACGAUGACUCCUUGUUGGUAGUCGAUACAAAAAUGUUUCUUGGUGCCGAUAUUUAAUUUCAAUCAAGAUGUGGGGUGUCAUUUGGACAAUGGCUCUUGUCAUUAGUUCAAAUAUGUCACUAAGAAAGUUUUGCACUGCUUAAUAAUAUGAGGCUAUUAAGCCUAAUGUUUGCUUAAUGAAUCUUUAUCAUUUGAGAUA
Molecule: messenger RNA, 1083 nt
Organism: Humulus lupulus (European hop)
Lineage: Eukaryota; Viridiplantae; Streptophyta; Magnoliopsida; Rosales; Cannabaceae
Exons: 2
Coding region: 113-892 (259 amino acids)
Cellular component (GO): ribonucleoprotein complex
Molecular function (GO): RNA binding
Source: RefSeq, a predicted model, not a curated record